AUGAUCGGGCCAACUCCUAAAGAUCAGCAGGUAGCCGACUUUGUGAAAAACUACAGACGUGACCGCCCAAAGCACUCCAUGCAGCCCAUGAUCGACCUUUGCAAUGCGCAUUUGUAUAAUAAUUUGGAGACUAUCAGAUAUGGAGAUGGUGAUUUUGUGUGA
Messenger RNA from Phytophthora sojae, 162 nucleotides. RefSeq lists its product as hypothetical. NCBI's taxonomy places the organism in Eukaryota, Oomycota, Peronosporomycetes, Peronosporales, Peronosporaceae. The transcript has a single exon. The record is from RefSeq and is a predicted model, not a curated record. The coding region runs from base 1 to 162 and encodes 53 amino acids.